AUGGUAGUCCAGAGGGUUUCUUCCCAAGCUCUCGGCUUGAGACAAGAGGAUCCGUUAUCUCCUUUACUUUUUGUUAUUGUUAUGGAGGCAUUAAGUAGGAUGAUCUUAGCCUUAGUGACUAAUGGUUCUAUCAGUGGUUUCCAGAUUGGAUCACCGAAUAGGGGUAAUACAACUAUUUCUCAUUUGCUGUUUGCAUAUGACACGCUUAUCAUGUGCGAGGCUGAUCAAGCCCAGUUGAGGGUUGUGAAGGCAUUGCUACUGUGUUUUGAAGUAGUGUCUGGUUUAAAAGUGAAUUAUGAUAAAUUCGAGUUUGUACCGAUUGGAAAAGUUCAGGAUAUAAGGGAGCUGGCGGGCAUUUUGAGUUGUAAGAUAGCGUAUCUACCUAUGACUUAUCUGGGAUUUCUGUUGGGUAUAGCACCGAGCACCAAAGAUGCCACAGUGGCGGAGAUUAUGGAAGUCUCAGGUAGGAACAUUCACUGGAACAUCAAUUUCAACCGAGCGGCACAGGAAUGA
Juglans regia (Persian walnut) is the source of this 513-nucleotide messenger RNA. RefSeq lists its product as uncharacterized. The record is from RefSeq and is a predicted model, not a curated record. The coding region runs from base 1 to 513 and encodes 170 amino acids. The transcript is spliced from 2 exons. NCBI's taxonomy places the organism in Eukaryota, Viridiplantae, Streptophyta, Magnoliopsida, Fagales, Juglandaceae.